GACAUCGGUCUGUGAGGAAGCAGCUGCACCGGGGGGUGUGUCCGUGUUGUGUUUUCAGCUGUCGCUUGUGUGUGUGUGUGUGAGAAAGAGAGAGUGUGUGUGUGUGUGUGUGUUUCACCGAUGGAGUCGAACAACAGUGCGGCGUACGGAGCCUCGCUCGCCGGAGCGGGAUUCGAUCCCAUCAAAUUCAUCAAACAGCCUCAAACUAUCAUACGGUUCCUCAGCUGGGUGUUCGCCAUUGUGGUGUUUGCCUCCAUAACCGCCGAAGGUUACGUGAACAGCGAGGUUGACGUACAGGUGAAGUGCGUCUUCAACAGGAAUGAAGGGGCCUGUCAUUACGGCGUGGGCAUCGGCGUCAUCUCCUUCCUGGCCUGCUUCGCCUUCCUAUUGGCUGAUGCGGUCUUGCCUUUGAUGAGCAAUGCUCAGGAGAGGAAGUACAUGGUGAUGGCUGAUCUGGGCUUCUCAGCUGCCUGGACGUUCCUGUGGUUUGUGUGUUUCUGUCUCUUGGCGGAUCAGUGGUCAAAGACCCAAGAAACCAGUGGCAUCCCUACAGACGCCGUCCACGCCAUCAUCGCCUUCUCAUUCUUCUCCAUCGCAUCGUGGGGAGCGUUAACGUACUUCGCCCUGAUAAGGUUUCGUCAGGGCGUUGCAGACGUGACCCAGAACUACGCCGAUCCGCCAGCGGACCCCACUUCACCGUAUCCCACCACCUACACACCACCCACAUAUCCGUCCUUCCAGAACACCGGUUCAGACAUCUUCCAGCAGCCGCCCAUCACACCGAACCCUGACCCAUCCGGCCAGAGCAACUACCAGCCACCUGUCUACUGACCCCUGACCUGCACAGAAACCUGAAACACGACACCACGUGACGCCGCAGGCAGCCAAUAGGAGACUGUUUGGCAUUUAACAUGUGGCCUUAAAGGGAUAGUUCACCCAAAAAUGAAAAUUCUGUCAUUAAUUACUCGUGUCGUUCCAAA
This is a messenger RNA of Sinocyclocheilus grahami, 980 nucleotides long. RefSeq names its product synaptogyrin 2b (gene syngr2b). The transcript is spliced from 4 exons. Bases 121 to 831 code for a protein of 236 amino acids. Gene Ontology annotation, cellular component: neuromuscular junction; synaptic vesicle membrane. NCBI's taxonomy places the organism in Eukaryota, Metazoa, Chordata, Actinopteri, Cypriniformes, Cyprinidae. The record is from RefSeq and is a predicted model, not a curated record.